This is a messenger RNA of Medicago truncatula (barrel medic), 1752 nucleotides long. Its product is annotated as nuclear transcription factor Y subunit A-10. Gene Ontology annotation, biological process: regulation of DNA-templated transcription. The transcript has 7 exons. The record is from RefSeq and is a predicted model, not a curated record. Gene Ontology annotation, molecular function: DNA-binding transcription factor activity. Bases 236 to 1237 code for a protein of 333 amino acids. Lineage: Eukaryota; Viridiplantae; Streptophyta; Magnoliopsida; Fabales; Fabaceae.
CAUUGGUGAAUCAUUUUUUUUCCAUUAAUAUUUGUUUGUACUCACUCAUCUUUCUCUCUCUUCUUCUUCUUUUUUCACUUCCACUUUCUCUCUCUCCUCUUUGUGUGUACUUUGCUUCAUAUUAUACCGACAUGGCUCCAAUCUAAUGGGGUUUAACCAUUUCUGCUUCUACAACUCAAUCUAACAUCUUCUGCUUCAAGACCUUUAUGCUGAAGACUUAAUAGAAAUCUGAGUUAUGGCUAUGCAAACUGUUUAUCUGAAAGAACAUGAAGGAAUUGCACACAAUUUUGUGGGGCAAUUAUCAUCUGGUACUAAUAAUUCAGCUGCUGCACCAUGGUGGAGUGGUUUUGGAUCUCAAUCCCUUUAUGGUGAGUCUGGUGGCCAAAUCAAAUCCUUUUCAUUGGAGCCACCUAUGUCUGUUGUUGACCAACUUGCUUCAAGUAAGCAAUCUGCUAGAGGAACUGAACAUGUGUUUGGAAAAGGGCAUACCAAUCACUUUACCAUCUUUCCAGAUGAUUUUAAGAUGUCAGGUGAUGCACAAAAGCCUCAUACAGCCAUAUCAUUGCAGUCGGCAGUCCCUGAUACCCCGAAUCGCUUUGAGCUGGGAUUUGGUCAACCUAUGAUCUGUACAAAGUAUCCUUAUGCAGAUCAAUUUUAUGGACUCAUCUCAACCUAUGGACCUCAAAUUCAAGGACGUAUUAUGCUGCCCCUUAACAUGACAUCUGAUGAUGGACCGAUUUAUGUGAAUGCUAAGCAAUACAAUGGAAUCAUUAGACGCCGGCAGUCCCGCGCCAAAGCUGUACUUGGUCACAAAUUGAUUAAACGUAACAAGCCCUACAUGCACGAGUCACGCCAUCUCCAUGCAAUGCGGCGACCGAGAGGAUGUGGUGGUCGUUUCUUAAACACAAAGAAAUCUGCCAAUGGAGAUGGUAAAACUGGAAGUAAAGUGCAUAAAUUCGGCGGUCAACAAUUGCAGUUCAGUGGUUCUCAGAGUUCUGAACUCCUUGAAUCUGAUGUUGGAACUUUAAACUCUUCAAAGGAAACUAAUGGAAGCAGUCCAAAUAUUUCUGGAUCAGAGGUGACUAGUUUGUAUUCGAGGGGAAAUCAUGACAGCUUUACCGUCGAUCACCUUGGAUCUUCUGUCCUCUCUAUGGCAGACAUGAUCGAUGGUGGGCGUGGUGUUAUCAUGCCGACCAAAUGGGUUGCAGCUGGCAACUGCUGUAACCUUAAAGCUUGAUUUUGUAAAGAAUCAAGUGGGUUUGGUGUGAUAUUGUACCAAACCCUGUCCUUGAUAAGACCAGAUGACUAUAGGCUCGUCCUGACGUUUGGUCUUAGGCAAUCCAUCCUUGGCUCAUUACUUUGGCAACUCAUCCUGGCUCAUUACUUUGGCAAAUCAUCCUUGGCUCAACGUACCUUAAGUAAACUGUCUUUGUGUUUUUACACGGGAUAGACUUGGUACGAUUAUCCUAAUACAGAAGGCUACUAUGUGUCUUUUUCGAUGUGAAAAGAAGGCACUAAAAUUAUGAUUCUAGUUAUAAAACUUGGUAUGAUUAUCCUGUUACAGAAGGCUAUUAAGUGUCUUUUUCGGUGUGAAUAAGGCACUAAUUUCUAAUUCUAGUUAUGUGUGGUUUUAGUAAUGUCUAAUGUGGUGUUUUAUUUAUGUAUUUCUGACUUUGGGGAGCAAUGUAUCAUAUAACUAUGAUCUGUAGAUCUUUGUUGGAAAAAUAAAAGCACUGGUUUGUAUUUUCACUA